AUGGCCGCCGAAACCAGCGUUCUUCCCCUGCCGACCGUCGACCAUGCAUUCGUCAAGGUUGAGCCUCUUAUUUCUAGUCCGCCGGGGCCUGUUCGCUUCGACCCUGCCAAACACCUCUGCUUUGAACCGCCAAAAAGCAUCAUUACCUUGAAAGAGCUGCUCCUGUCGGAGAAAGAUGCCAUCUCGCCCGUCGCCAUUACAGAGCCAUUCCCGCUGUUCACCCUUGAAGGUGUCAAGCAGAUGCGGGCGGACCUCUUUCGUAAAGAGAUUGUGGUCAAGCAUGGCGACCGGACAAAGCCGAACUGCUAUAAGAUGAGGGGAUACUCGAAAGAUACACCCUUUGUUGAUUCCGUAUGGCGCAGCAAAGAGGUCAUACAAGCUUGUUCUGACGCUGCUGGGGUCGAUCUGGAUGUGGUGUUCGACUACGAGAUCGCCCAUAUCAACGUCCAAGUGGACGCUCUGGAGGACGGCAUGCCACUAGAUGCUGCACUACCACCUGCCAUGCCUCCCAACCAGGCACUAUCGACCCCCCUUCCAGCUGUUGACCAGUCCGAGGAGCUCGCCUCGGUUGGUCGAUGGCACACAGACUCGUAUCCCUGGGUCUGCGUUUGCAUGCUGUCCGACCCAUCCAAUAUGAUCGGCGGUGAGACUGGCCUCAGGAAAGGGGACGGUUCUAUCGCCAAGAUCAGAGGACCACAAGUUGGCUGGGCCGUGAUGAUGCAAGGAGGCUGUAUCGAGCACAUUGCAUUGAGAGCCGUCGGAACUGGUGAGCGUGUCACCAUGGUUACUUCGUUCCGUCCACGGGACCCGAGCUUGAAGGACGUCAGCAAUCUGGGCAACGUCAAGAAGAGCAGUCGCCACGACCAGCUGUUCAAGCAGUGGUCGACGUACCGCCUUGAUGUUCUCGAGAAGCGGGCCCGACUACUGAGUGAACGGAUCGAAAAGGGCAACUUCUCUGGAGAGGAGAUCGCCAAGCUGGUCGCUCAGUGGAACGACGAACAGAUCCCGUACAUGAAGCACACCGCAGUCGAGAUGGUAGGCCCUGGAAAUGAAGGCUCGCAAGAUUAA
Fonsecaea nubica is the source of this 1068-nucleotide messenger RNA. RefSeq lists its product as hypothetical. Lineage: Eukaryota; Fungi; Ascomycota; Eurotiomycetes; Chaetothyriales; Herpotrichiellaceae. The transcript has a single exon. The coding region runs from base 1 to 1068 and encodes 355 amino acids. The record is from RefSeq and is a predicted model, not a curated record.